UACUGAUAUUCUAUUUGUACUUCUUCAAUUGCCAUUUGCCAGUUUUGAUUUCUGCUUCCUCAGUGCUAUUAGUGAAAAUGAGGAACGUCAAGCUUAACGUUACAACCUCGGUUACAACCGAAUACACACGAAUCUAUCAGUGUUUCACAAUGAACGAGAGUUCCAGUUACGAACCUCGAAACGAAACAACCGGAGUGUUAUUUUUUCCUCCUUUUCGGGACUCAAACAAGUUGUCCUUCAUCAAAAUGUGCUGUUCGAAGCUUCUCUAUGCCGCUUGCAUCUCGGGAGUAAAUUGCUGUUAUGUGAAAAUGCAACGAGCGGUAUCAUUGGAGAUGCAGCCAGCCAUGGAUUCGGCACUCACGCCACAAUUGCCUUCCUGCAUUUCUGGAUGUUGAGCAUGCAUGAAUUUACAAACUUUACAAUGCUGAUGGAAGCUCAGAUUGAAUAAAAUUAUUAUUAUUAUUGUCUUUAUUUUAGAGGCUUUCAGCCCUAGGCUGGCUCACCUCUUAUUGAA
Messenger RNA from Armigeres subalbatus, 514 nucleotides. RefSeq lists its product as uncharacterized. Lineage: Eukaryota; Metazoa; Arthropoda; Insecta; Diptera; Culicidae. The record is from RefSeq and is a predicted model, not a curated record. The coding region runs from base 78 to 395 and encodes 105 amino acids. The transcript is spliced from 3 exons.